Musca vetustissima is the source of this 865-nucleotide messenger RNA. RefSeq names its product elongation of very long chain fatty acids protein AAEL008004-like. The transcript is spliced from 5 exons. The record is from RefSeq and is a predicted model, not a curated record. Gene Ontology annotation, biological process: very long-chain fatty acid biosynthetic process; sphingolipid biosynthetic process; fatty acid elongation, monounsaturated fatty acid. Bases 2 to 865 code for a protein of 287 amino acids. Gene Ontology annotation, molecular function: fatty acid elongase activity. Gene Ontology annotation, cellular component: endoplasmic reticulum membrane. Lineage: Eukaryota; Metazoa; Arthropoda; Insecta; Diptera; Muscidae.
AAUGUCCACCGUUACUUUAAGUAUAAAUGAAACAAACACAGUCGUUGAUAGACUGGUGAAUUUCUUUGUGGAACAUGAAGAUCUGCGAACGAAAAACUGGUUCCUUUCUAAUGCUCCCGGCCCUCUGUUUACCAUUUUGGCCGUCUAUUUAUAUUUCUGUUUGUAUGCUGGUCCGAGGUGGAUGCGCGAUCGUAAACCAUUCGAAUUGAAAAACACCCUACUGGUCUACAACGCUAUCCAAGUAGUGCUAAGCUGGGUACUUUUCUAUGAGGGUUACAAGGGAGGAUGGGGCGGUCAUUACAACUUCAGAUGCCAACCCGUACUAUAUGCCACCGAUCCAAUUUCAAUGAGAAUGGCCCGUGCAGUAUGGCUGUACUAUAUUGCAAAGAUUACCGAACUCUUGGACACAGUGUUCUUUGUAUUGAGAAAGAAGGAUCGCCAAAUCUCAUUCCUUCACUUGUACCAUCACACUUUGAUGCCAGUGUGUGCCUUCAUUGGUGUUAAAUAUUUUGCAGGCGGACAUGGUACUUUACUCGGAUUCAUCAACUCCUUCAUCCACAUAAUUAUGUAUGCCUAUUACUUGUUGUCGGCCAUGGGUCCCAAGGUACAAAAAUAUUUGUGGUGGAAGAAGUACAUCACUAUCUUGCAAAUCGUUCAAUUUUUGAUCAUUUUUGUACACACUCUCCAAGUUCAAUUCCAACCCAACUGCAACUUCCCCAAGCCCAUUGCUGCUUUGCUGACAUUCAACGCUGGCCUCUUCACCUACAUGUUCAGUUCGUUCUAUGUGAAAAACUACAACAAGGAGCAGAAGAGGGAAUCUCUCAAAAAGGAAACAGACAGAAAGGCAGCUCUUAAACGGGAUUAA